CGAUACUGCAGCGGUCCCCGCAUCGUCCUCCAUUCUUGCGCCAUGGCCGGCUCAGACGAACUCGCGUACCUUAAGUCCCUCGUCUCGCAGCUCAAUGCGAAGAUUGAGGCGCUGGAGACCAAGGCCAAGGACGCGGUCUCGAAAACGCCAGCUCAACAGCUGCGUACCAUUCUCAUGGGCCCGCCUGGUGCAGGAAAGGGAACACAGGCUCCCCGCAUACGGGACGAGUUCUGUGUCUGCCACCUUGCUACCGGGGACAUGCUGCGCGAACAGGUCACGAAGAAGACCAAGCUCGGGGUCGAGGCCAAGAAGAUCAUGGAUGCCGGUGGUCUUGUCAGCGAUGACAUUAUGGUCGGCAUGAUCAGAGACCAGCUAGAGAACAACAAGGCAUGUAAGAAUGGUUUUGUCCUGGACGGCUUCCCUCGGACAGUCCCUCAAGCGGAGAAACUGGACUCGAUGCUGCAAGAGCGCAAAGAGAAACUAGACUCAGUCGUGGAACUCGUGAUCGAAGACCAGCUCUUAAUCUCUCGAAUCACUGGUCGACUGAUCCACCCUGCUAGCGGCCGAACCUACCAUAAGGAAUUCAACCCCCCGAAGAAGCCUAUGGCGGACGACGUCACCGGCGAGCCCCUCAUACAACGUUCCGAUGACAAUGUGGAGGCCCUUCGCAAGCGGUUAACUGUCUUCCACGCCCAGACUGGUCCAGUCGUCGAGUAUUAUAAGAGGAAAGGGCUGUGGUCCCCCAUUGACGCAGCGCAGUCGCCCAGCCUUGUGUGGGACAACUUACGCAAAGUCUUCACUAAGCAGUAGUAGUGCGAUACCGAUCUAGAUCAAUAGAUUGCUUGCUGUAUACUUUGUCUCCGCCU
Molecule: messenger RNA, 866 nt
Organism: Postia placenta MAD-698-R-SB12
Lineage: Eukaryota; Fungi; Basidiomycota; Agaricomycetes; Polyporales; Adustoporiaceae
Exons: 4
Coding region: 43-810 (255 amino acids)
Biological process (GO): ADP biosynthetic process
Cellular component (GO): cytoplasm; mitochondrion
Molecular function (GO): AMP kinase activity; ATP binding
Source: RefSeq, a predicted model, not a curated record